CUUCGACCGUGUCUCCGGGGCACAGUUGAAUGUAGAUAUCAUGAACGCGAGGAUAAGGAUACCAGGCCGAGAAACCCGGGCAAGUACUCUACUCCCCUAAUGUGCCGAUCGCUAGCGCAUCCAGGGCCCCGGCGCCCAGCUCCGCUGGAGAGGCCGUCACUGAUCUUAAAAGUGCGUCUGCGGUUCGGAUAGACUGAUUCUGCGAACGCCUAGCCCCAGGAAUCAAGAAAAAAACAAGUGCUAAGUUUCAUUUCAGAUCAGUGAAUAAACCGAAAAAAGAGACCUUUUUCGCUCGGCGCCGCACUAUGCUCCGCUUCAACAAAUGAGAGUUUUCGGUGGAACCGGUGAACCACGCGAGCUGGUUAGAUGCGUGGGGCAGAGGGCUCGUAGUACCUGAUAGCGCAGCUAUGCAGUGGAAGGGAAGGAGCCUAAAUCGACCCCCUUCUUUCUUUUUUAUUCAAAGACAUAAAAGCACAGUACAAAGAGAUUGGACUCUCGGAUGAGACCUUGCAGCUACCGUUCCGACGCGCCCCUGACCCUAUCUUGAUUAAAAAAAACCGAAAACCCUCUCUAAGGUGGAGCCUAGUUGAAGCUGUCAUUCAAAGAAAAAAUGGGAAUCAAAAUCCACUUUUAGGGAUAUAGAUGAAGUCUCGCUCAGUAAAGAGAGUUGUAGAUUCGUAGAAGAGGAUCAGAGUACGCGCGCUACAAAAGGCAGCUAGCCAAUGAAAGUAAGUGGAAAGAAUAUAGUACUUUUGUACUGACCCCUCCGGGGCCCCCGGUUGUUUUGGCGCGCCCUACCCCAACGUUAGACUAUUGCCUUUUUAGCCUACGCUUGCUGCUUGCAGCAUGGAUUCGAUAGAUCUAUCGAAUCCAUGCUUCCCCCGCCCCGAAGCGAGACUCUAUCCAGAUCUCAAAGAAUAACGAGCUAGGCGGCCGGCGGGCAAAGAAAGGGGGCGGGCCGGCCGGUCGGGGCCUUGGCGAUACGUUCUUCUUUCGAAGCGUUUUGCCAAUAGAGCGAGGGCGUCCUUCUGGGGUGGGGCGUUUACUUGAAAAUGACAACCGCCUGUUCCAGCAGCGGGGGCCUUGCACGAAAGCAAACCGCCCGAUUAAGUAGCAGUUGCUUCGCUGAUGGGCCCUGCGAGGGGGGCAUUGUCCCUCAGUUCUUACCAACCUCAGGUGUGUAAUCGACAUCUAACUUAUUAUCUUCUAUUUUUCAUGCAAGCUACUGAGAUAUGCCUCAGCUGUCCAUUUCUUAUUCAUUCAGGGCGCCCCUAGUGGACUUGGCGGUGCUCCUUUCUAAAACCAGAACAACUCUGAACGUUAGGGAAAAUAAGGGAAGACCACCUGAGCGAACCGACCGAAGGGACUUUCUUACUUAUCCGAACCGAACGUUAGCGGCUUAAGCUAAGCCUAUCACGAGCAGCGUUGCUGCUUGAUCGGCGGGGAGGAAGAUCUCCAAGUAUGGGGCAAAGGAUCAAGCGCUUUUACUUUGCUUUGUCCCCCGGGAUCCACCACAGGUUGGGUUUGAGAGCCGUGUGAUGGGUGACUAUCUAGCACGGUUCAGAGAGCACGUGUAUGUAGUCUGCGCUGGUGAAUGGAAGCCCCCGCCGCAAAAAAGAAGCGGCUUUUCCCACGGCUCUGUCACCAUUGACUCUAUUUAUUAUUAUGGUAAAUCAUUGUAUCAAGAUGUCAAUCUUAGAUCUUAUUUCAGUUCGAUACGUCCACCUACGAGACUCACCUUUGGCUUUCGUCUCGGUAGGUGUAUUAUUCUACAUUUUCCCAAAAGGACAUUCAUUCAUUUCUUUCUUCCCCGUCGACCACUACGACUAAAACGACGCGACAAAUCAAGACCCGGAAAGGAUAAGGGCCGGUGGUGGGCAUUUGGGAAAGUCGGGCCGAUCGGGUGUCUUCAUUCAAGCGAGGGUACAGAGGAAGAACGAAACGAAGUGAGAGGCCGGGGGGCAGGGAAAAGAGUCGAGUCGAUCGACCGGGAGAAGCAAAACGAAAUCAGGAUUUGGCCGAAAAAGAUGCAACGUUAUGGAUACCAUGACCGAUCACCAUCGAGAAAGAAGAAUUUUUCUAAAUCACUUCGGGUGAGCGGGGCCUUCAAGCAUCCGAAAUACGCCGGGGUUGUAAAUGACAUAGCCUUCCUGAUAGAAAAUGACGACUCCUUCAUAAAAACAAAGUUAUUCAAGUUCUUUUUUUUACCAAAGAAGUCCCGCUCUGACGGCCCGACGAGUCAUCUACUAAAAAGGACCCUCCCCGCUGUGCGCCCCUCCUUGAAUUAUUCGGUCAUGCAAUACUUUUUUAAUACAAAGAACAAAAUGCAUUUCGACCCCGUCGUAGUUCUCAAUCAUUUCGUGGCACCGGGUGUGGCUGAACCAUCUACGAUGGGGGGAGCGAAGGGAGGAAGCUUAGAUAAGAGAAUACGCUCUCGCAUCGCUUUUUUUGUAGAAAGCUCGACCAGCGAUAAAAAGUGUUUGGCCCGAGCCAAAAAGAGGUUGAUCCACUUCAUUCGCCAAGCGAAUGAUCUUCGCUUCGCGGGAACAACAAAAACCACCAUCUCGCUCUUUCCUUUCUUCGGUGCUACCUUUUUUUUUCAAGGGAUGGGGUUGGGGUGUAUAAUAACCCAUUUUAUGAGUAUGCCCGGGAACAACUCCUAGGUCAAUUAAGGAUCAAAUGUAGGAACCUCAUGGGUAAGGAUAAGGUAAUGGAAUUGAUAGAGAAAUUCAUAGACCUAGGUAGGAUAGGCAAAUUGAUAAAGGGAAUAGAGAUGAUGAUAGAGAUCAUACUGAGAAAGAGGAGAAUUCCGUACGGGUACAACUCUUAUUUGAACGAAGUGCAAAAAA
Zea mays is the source of this 2849-nucleotide messenger RNA. RefSeq names its product ribosomal protein S3, mitochondrial-like. The coding region runs from base 1539 to 2663 and encodes 374 amino acids. NCBI's taxonomy places the organism in Eukaryota, Viridiplantae, Streptophyta, Magnoliopsida, Poales, Poaceae. The record is from RefSeq and is a predicted model, not a curated record. The transcript has a single exon.